AAGCAAAGGACGGAGCUCGGAAUAUCUGAAGGAUGGUGACCCAGGAACCGCCCCGGUGCUGCGGCUAUUUCAAUGUCCGCUCGGUGGUGUUGGGAGUGGCCGUGUAUUAUGUGUUUGUCAGCCUGCAGGCCUUGGUUUGGCAGACGGUGGCCGUGGUUAAAUGCAGCGGGGGGUGCCCGGGGCCGUGGAGUUCGCCAGGGUCUGUGGCGGUGAUUUACUCCCUUGGGCUGGUACUGCUUGUCCUCAGUCUGUGCCUACUCUAUGGAGUUAUACGCAGACGCCCCGGCCUCCUACUCCCGUUCCUGGCCUUUCAGAUUAUCGACUUCCUGGGGUCGCUGCUACUAUUCUGUGGCCUGUUCAUGCGCUUCCCUGCCGAGCUGAGGCUGAUCAGCACCAGGCCUUACCUGGCUGGCAUGGAGGAGAAGGAAAAGCCAUCGGUAGUGGAGGAUCUGGUUCUUGUAGUGUUCCUCUCCUUACUGAUGCUCCUGCUCAAGUUAUACCUGAUCCGCUGCGUGCUCACCUAUUACCGCUUCCUCCUCACACGCUCACCCCCGGCACAACCCGAAGACGAUGGUUUGGCAGUGAUCGUGGUACCUGGCGCUGAGAAGAACCCUCUGCUUCUGCCCACCUAUGAGGAGGCGAUAAAAAUGCCAGCCAAGGAUAGCCCCCCACCUCCCUACAGUCAGGACCCUCCCCCAGCACAGCCACAAGGCAAGGAGACCGAAUAAAGUGCUGAUCUUUUAUAAGGAAUGGAUCAUUAGAUCAGGGAUCCACUAUUCACACCUUCAGUUGAGACUGCAUGCUGAUUUCAGAUCUCCAUGGGGUUGGGGGGUGAGUUCCAGUCUGUGCUGUAUAUUAAGGCUUGAUCUAAUGCAAAUGUUCUUCAGCCAGGCCCAUGUCCCUCCUGGCCAGCAGUUGUUGAACGUCCAGUCUAACCAGGAAAACCCUACACUUGUCAUACAAGAUACCCCUCCACAGCAAGUGGACACUGAAACUACCACAUCUGGGAUAAAAUACAGUAUUUACAUCUCUACACCAAACUCUGCUCCGAUUUCAGACCCCCCCUCACUCAUUUCAUGGCAUAAAGCAUGUCAACCCUUUUUCCGAGUAUGGCCGUCUUUGCUAGUAAUGUCCCUUUUGUGGCCAGUAUGUCCCUCGGUUUGAGAUAAUCACAGGGUGGGUUUUGGACCAGGCUUGGACUGUGCAGCCAUGGCGGUUGGAAGUAUUCUAUUGCUAUUGUGACCUUUGUUCCUAUCAAAUGUUUAUAAACUUCAAGGCAGUCUCCAAGAUACAAGUUAAUGGGAACCUGAGGGUUUCUCUGAAGAAAUGCCCUGUCAUGGCGUGUGUGUCUGUUUUUUGUUUUUCCCAUUGGGCCAGCUGUGCCAUUUGCUUAGAAGUAUAUUCUUUGCUAGUGGCAAUCUGUUAUUGAACAGCUCAGUGAUUGGCAUUUUGUGAUAAAGCAGUUACAAUCAUAACUACAGAUAUAAGGACUUUGAGUUGUUUUUUCUUUUUGCCUUGCAGGACUGGAGGAUUGUAGUAGUAAACUGUAAUUCUCCGCCCUGCUCAUAGAUCACGUGGUAAUAAGGAUGUGUGACCGGGAUUUCCGGCUCUUGUCAGUAUGCAGAAGUGCAGUUAAUGUGCUAGUUUCACUUUACUCAUUUUACAUCUAUGAACAUACCAAAAAAAACUAUGAAAAUGAGCAGGUUAGUGUAAUGAGAAAUGGGCUACUGAAUAGGCAAGUGGAGGGCCCUCAUCAUUUACCGAAGGACAACACAACAUCUUCUGUAGAUCAUACCACAAUAAAAGUGUCUGUCAGUAAAGCAAAAUGAGUAAGUAGCAAUAAUGUCAUUGGAAAAUAGUGUUCUUUAAAUUACCAUGGGAAAGCAAAUACUGACUUCACACACUGUCUUAAGAGCACAACCUUGUUAAAGGGAUGCUGCCAAAUCACAAGACCCUUUAAAUACAUCACUAGCCUUACAGUUCAGUGAGCUGCCACACAUAGGUGAAGUCAUUUGCUGCUGUAGUGGCUUCAAAAAGUGACCUGUGAUUGGCUACUGCUUUGGCAAGCUGUUGGCCAGACCUCAGCUUCACAUAUUUAAUCAUGGCCACAACAGUGUUCAAUUGCAGGACAGUGGCUAUA
Messenger RNA from Xenopus laevis (African clawed frog), 2140 nucleotides. RefSeq lists its product as uncharacterized. The record is from RefSeq and is marked predicted. NCBI's taxonomy places the organism in Eukaryota, Metazoa, Chordata, Amphibia, Anura, Pipidae.